Cooperia oncophora is the source of this 462-nucleotide messenger RNA. Lineage: Eukaryota; Metazoa; Nematoda; Chromadorea; Rhabditida; Trichostrongylidae. The record is from the annotation of a GenBank genome assembly.
AUGUCCGUGCUAUCCGGAAUUGCCAGACUACUCAACCCUUUCGCUUGGCUGCGGAGCAGCAAAAAAGUGGAGCAGACUGCACAACAUGAAUACGAGUUCCAAGAGGAAGAGGAACCCGAACCAAUCGAAGAGGCUCCAUCAGCACAGUCUCUCUCAGAAAGUGAUGUGGAAAAUCACCUCGCAGAAGGCGAUUCCUCUGAUAUCCAUAGCAACAAGACGAGCGAUGUUCACAGCGAUGGCUGUCAGGAACAGAUGGGUGGAGAUGUGUUUCUCGGGACUGCAAAGGAAAAUGAGGAAAGCAGCAUGGAGUCGAGUGACAAGGUGGUGUCUACACAGCAGGGACUGUUCUUUGGUGCACCCACAUCUAACGGGUCACCAAAGGAGGAGGUUGAGUCACGGUGUGGGAUUUCAGACAUGACAUUAGAAGGAAGCGAUAAAGUACUGUUUGCUCACUUCCAUUAG